AUGCUCGCCGGUCGCGUAGCUGCUCGGUCUGCCCGAGUGGCAGCUCCCCGCUUCCAGAUUGCCGCCACGCGCUCCUUCGCCGAAGCCAAGUCCUCCGAUGGCAGGCCCCCGAUCGAGCUUUUUGGAGUCGACGGUGUAUACGCAAGCUCGCUGUACACUGCCGCUUCCAAGAGCAGCUCGCUCGAUGCCGUCUCCAAGGCCAUGGAGAACUUGUCGCAGACUUUCAAGAAGGACCAGCGCCUGCAGUCCAUCCUUACUGCACCCACCCUCAGCGGCGACGACAAGAAGCAGAUCGUAGCCGAGAUCCAGAAGAGCAUCAACGUGCAGGACAAGACCAACACCAUUGAGAACUUCCUUGCGACUCUUGCCGAGAACAACCGCUUGAGCGUUCUCGAGGGUGUCGCUGAGAAGUUUGGACAAUUGAUGGGCGCUGCCCGCGGUGAGGUCGAGUUGACCAUCACCAGCGCUUCGCCAUUGGACAACWAGACUGUGAAGCAGCUUGAGGCAGCCAUUAGCAAGAGCAAGUACGCAGGUCAGGGCAGUAAGCUGAAGGUUGUGUCCAAGGUCAACCCAGACAUCAAGGGAGGUCUCAUUGUCGAGAUUGGAGAGCAGACCAUUGACCUGAGCGUUUCAUCCAAGAUGCAGAAGAUGAACAAGCUCCUUCAGGAAACCUUGUAA
Ramularia collo-cygni is the source of this 678-nucleotide messenger RNA. Its product is annotated as probable oligomycin sensitivity conferring protein (ATP5). The coding region runs from base 1 to 678 and encodes 225 amino acids. Gene Ontology annotation, biological process: proton motive force-driven mitochondrial ATP synthesis. Gene Ontology annotation, molecular function: proton-transporting ATP synthase activity, rotational mechanism. The transcript has 4 exons. Gene Ontology annotation, cellular component: membrane. NCBI's taxonomy places the organism in Eukaryota, Fungi, Ascomycota, Dothideomycetes, Mycosphaerellales, Mycosphaerellaceae. The record is from RefSeq and is a predicted model, not a curated record.